This is a messenger RNA of Armigeres subalbatus, 585 nucleotides long. RefSeq lists its product as uncharacterized. Lineage: Eukaryota; Metazoa; Arthropoda; Insecta; Diptera; Culicidae. The transcript is spliced from 2 exons. The record is from RefSeq and is a predicted model, not a curated record. The coding region runs from base 1 to 585 and encodes 194 amino acids.
AUGUACUUUGAAACAACGCAGAAGAUCAAGACGCUUGGAGUUAUAUGGGAAAUAGAAUCGGAUCACUUCGGAAUCGAAGUACGAGAAUCAAAGGCGGACGAAAAGUGGACUAAAAGAAAGGUAUUUUCUGCUAUUGCUCAGCUGUAUGAUCCUCUUGGUCUCGUCUCACCAGUAGUUACCUGGGCAAAAAUAAGGAUGCAGCAUCUCUGGUUGAUCGCGGCCGAGUGGGACGAUCCAAUUCCAGAGGACAUUUAUGUAAAAUGGCAGGAAUACUAUCAACAGUUACCAUUACUAAAGUCAUUUAAAGUUUCAAGAUACUUGUUCACGCCAGAACCAAAAGAAAUUCAGUUCCACAUCUUCAGUGAUGCUUCGGAACUGGCAUACGGGGCUUGUAUUUACGCUCGAUCCACCAACAAGGAUGGUCAAACCAAAACGGAGCUAAUCUCGGCAAAAUCUCGCGUAGCACCACUCAAGCGAGCAGUCACGAUCAUUGGCCAGGUGAUCAAUAUUCCAGUAGAUGUAGAUGAGAUGGUUCGAGUGCUUCCACGUCAGUUGGAAGAUGAUUAUGCUUUUAGUGUGUAUUAG